Cladophialophora carrionii CBS 160.54 is the source of this 1599-nucleotide messenger RNA. RefSeq lists its product as uncharacterized. Bases 1 to 1599 code for a protein of 532 amino acids. Gene Ontology annotation, cellular component: ribose phosphate diphosphokinase complex; cytoplasm. Gene Ontology annotation, molecular function: magnesium ion binding; ribose phosphate diphosphokinase activity. The transcript is spliced from 2 exons. NCBI's taxonomy places the organism in Eukaryota, Fungi, Ascomycota, Eurotiomycetes, Chaetothyriales, Herpotrichiellaceae. The record is from RefSeq and is a predicted model, not a curated record. Gene Ontology annotation, biological process: purine nucleotide biosynthetic process; ribonucleoside monophosphate biosynthetic process; 5-phosphoribose 1-diphosphate biosynthetic process.
AUGAGAGGCGUCAAAGUCUUCUCAGGCAGAUCCCAUCCCACCCUUGUCGAGGCGAUAUGCGAGCGUCUAGGCUCUUCACCGGCCAAGUGCGACUUGGGCAACUUCGCAAAUGGCGAAAUCAGCGUCCAAAUCGGCACUUCAAUCAGGAACGAAGAUGUCUUCAUCGUUCAGAGUGGGAGCCCUCACAUCAAUGACAGUGUCAUGGAAAUGCUCAUCAUGGUAGCUGCAUGUAAAGGAGGAUCGGCCAAGUCCAUCACCGCAGUCAUGCCUUACUUUCCAUACUCCCGGCAAUCCAAGAAGAAGAGCCACCGAGGUGCCAUCACGGCAAAGAUGGUUGCGAAUCUCAUGGUGGUAGCCGGAGUGGACCACAUUAUCACGGUCGACCUUCAUGCCUCGCAAAUGCAGGGAUUCUUUGGGAAGCCUGUCGACAACCUCUUUGCUGAACCAAUCAUUGCACGAUGGAUCAAAGGCAAUGUGCCCUGCUGGAGAGAUGCAGUGGUAGUGAGCAAAAAUGUAGGCGGCACGAAACGAGUUACUUCCUUAGCCGAUGCGCUCAAGCUGAGCUUCGCUCUUGUGUCCACCGACCGGGAUCGUUCCAGACAUCCACACCACCAUAACAGCCUAGCAGACAGCACCGUGUUCUUUGAUGCCAUAGAGCCGCAGUCGAUGCGCUAUCGCGAGCGCCUGCUGGAUGGAGACGAUGGGCAGGAUGCCGACAACGAGUCCGACAAGUCACACAGCCGAGAAUUGUCUCACCGAGGCAAAACCCACGCAACUACGGGCAGCAAUCGCCCUGGCCUUGGAAGGCCAAAAGCGGUGACCAUUGCAUCCAGCCCCCUUGUUCGGACAGCGAGGGUGGAGUCCACUUCCCCUCCCUCGUCGCCUGACCGCCUCUCCCGUAUCGAAACCGCUCCCAACGCCCGCAGACCCUCUGAAUACGAAGCCAGUGAAGCACACAAUGAUCAACGGGCACGCGAUGUGCUUGUGGGCCGGAUUGUCCAAGGUCACCUGGUGGACGACGACCAUCCAUCAUCGGCCAUGUCGAGCAUGUCAGCCUCUCUUGCUAAUCUUGCAGCAGACCGUCAUCUGCAAGACGGGGUGGACAACCCUGUCAACGACCCAAUGACCUCCUCCUUCAUGUCGACUGCAUCGUCUUUUCAGCCGGAACAUGCCCUGGGCGGUAGCAUGGAUGCUGCUGCAACAUCUGAUGAGGAAGAGGAAGGGAUCAAGAACCCUGAUCUGGAACACACCAUCACCCUAGUAGGCAAUGUCACGGAUAAGACGGUUCUCAUGAUGGACGACAUCAUUGAUCGAUCCGGUUCAUGGAUUGCCGCUGCAGAAACUUGCGUGAAGAUCGGCCACGCAAAAAAGGUGUAUUGCAUCGCGAUUCACGCUUUAUUCGGCGAGGAUUCUUUGGAAGAGCUGGAAGCAUGCGACUGCAUAGAUUACAUUGUUGUGACCAAUACCUUUCCGAUAUCGCCUGAGCGCGUCCGUGCCUCGAAGAAGCUGAUCAUGAUCGACCUCUCCAAUCUGCUAGCUGAAGCAAUCCGACGGAAUCACCACGGUGAGGACAUGUCGGCCCUCUUCGCUCAUGCGUGA